Molecule: messenger RNA, 1314 nt
Organism: Alosa sapidissima (American shad)
Lineage: Eukaryota; Metazoa; Chordata; Actinopteri; Clupeiformes; Clupeidae
Product: SLAM family member 5-like
Exons: 6
Coding region: 8-1057 (349 amino acids)
Source: RefSeq, a predicted model, not a curated record
GGCGCAUAUGUUGCGAAUCGGACUCAAAUGUGAGACCGAGAGCGAAUUCUCAUCAAUCGAUAACCACUCCGCUAGCCUACUGCAUGUGGUUAAUUCCUUGAUGGGCCCUUUUUUACUCAUUACGAACUUCCUGACUGGAUUGUGGUGCCUCAAUCAAUUUUUUCACGUCCUUUGUGCAGAUUCUAAAGACACCAUGCAAAACAUCACAGUGAGGAGAGGAGAACAUUGUACUCUCCCAACUGGUAUUGACAGACGCUCGAACAUUAUGAUACUGUGGAGUUUCACUACAUUUGAUAAACAAUCAUCGUUUGCUAUGGCCCAGCUGUAUAAGGACGAAGCGGAAAUAACCCCUACUGAAUUGUUUGGAAACAGAUUGCACCUGGACAGACAGACUGGAUCUCUUACCAUCAAGGAUAUUACCUUCACGGAUUCUGGUGUAUAUCAACUUCUAAUACGACAGACAGGCCUACAGGAAUCACACGAGAAAUUCUAUCUGUUCGUUUAUGGUGAUGUAGGUAAACCCAAGGCGACUGUCCUACAACAUUACCACAGCAGAAGAAAACUAAAUACAAGCUGUUCAGUGGAGUGCACUGUGGAGAAUGGGAGAGAGGUGACCCUGUCCUGGUACAGAGGAAAUUACAUGUUGAACCAGAACAGCAGUCCUGAUCUCAACAUGACCCUCAGAGUCCCUCUUGAGGUUGAACACCAUGACGACAGUAUCUACAGCUGUGUGGCUGGAAACCCAGUUAGCCACCAGACAACUUUGCUCAACAUCCCUGCCACCUGUUCUGCCCCCCCAGACUCUGUCAGGUCAAAGAGCAGCUAUUCUUUACUGAUUGGAUUGCUGCUCAUUCUGAUUCUGAUAUCAUUCUGCGUUGUGUUACCAUUCUGCUUCAAAAGAAAACUGAAGACUGAGAAUCCCUCUGAAGUGGAGACCCAUUAUAUAUAUGUAAAUUAUAAUGCAACGAAGGUCCAGGCAAAGGUGAGAUGUGAAGGCACUCUUUACUCAGAGGUUAAAUACAUGGCUGGCAUCCAGGACGAUGUUUUGAUUUGUUGAUUUGUUUGUUUGCAUUGUUGUGUGAAAAUGUUACUUUGACAGAAUGUUAGUCCUCACUGCCUUCAUUCCCCUUUUGUGUAUCUUAAGGCAUUUAAUUGUUUUUCCAUGCCUACAUAUUUUGCUGAAUGUCACUGUUGUCUAUAGAUUUCUGUUAAUUUUUUACCCUUAUGUUGUAUACAGUAUGUUAAGUAUGAGUUACCAGCAUAGAAUUUGACAGAUUACAAUAAAUGCUGACCACCACUAUGAAAGCUUCAAAA